UCUGAUAUCAGUGCGAGUAAAUAGGAACACAGGCAGCAGAGUCAAGUAGCUCCCGUCGGCCGCAUUCCCCCGCCCUCCCAUCACAUUCACUUUCCACACUCCUCUUAAGAAGGAGUCUCUCUGUGAGCCCAAACCGACCUCUCCACGAGCUCAGAGUUUGCACCUGAAGAAGAGAAAGAAAGUUCAAUCCCGUGGUCAACCCCAGACAUUAAAGCCUUUUGUUUAUAGAGCGAGAGAAAGAGAAAGAGAGACAUUGAGAUUGAGAUUGUGUCAGAGAAAAGAAAUCGUGAGAGUAUGACUUUGCGGUGACGAAGAGAGGGGACGGGAGGCGAGGCGAGGAGAGGCGAGGCGAGUCAAUCUGGGUACUUUAGGAAGGUGCGUGGCUGAGGCAGAAGCAGGAGAUUUGGAAGACGGGUUUCCGAAGAAAGGGAGGAGCAUGAUCAUGUGCAAAAAUCCUGUAGGGGUGUUAGGAGCAGGGGGGGAGAGCGAGCGCAAUUUGAGAGUGUCUGAGUUUGACACACCAGCAUAUGUGCCAAGCGGUUACUUGCGCAAUCAAUACAAUCAGCAGCUGUUGAUGGCAGAGCAGAACAAACAGAAUCAAGCGCAACAGCAGAGGAGAAGGUUCGAGAAGGCGAGCGCAGCCACUUCUCAGUCAUUCUUGUCGGAAUCGCCUCUCGAUCAACCAUGGUAUUCUCAAAGCAGCUCAGGCAGUCAGACGUUCAUGAAUUCCGCCACUCCCAGCGAUUUUAGCGCUCCCGCAUUUAAUUACAAUCAGGCCUAUGCGCAAAACUGGCAAGGAUUGGCACCCGUCAGUGAAGCAUCGCAGACUUGGAAUUUGCGCGCCGAGGAGAGCACUGGAAGUGAUUGGGGGCUCAGCUCGGAUUCAGGCAAAUCGUCCAUACUUUCGACGAGUUUCACUCCGCGCCUCGAAGAGUCCGAGAAGCCCGUGCCCGCCGAGGAUUCGAGCGCAGCGAGCUACACAGAGGAGGCUCCGAAGCGCAAACGCUACAGAGGUGUGAGGCAGCGGCCGUGGGGCAAGUGGGCAGCGGAAAUUCGCGACCCGAAGAAAGCAGCGCGAGUGUGGCUGGGAACCUUCGACACUCCGGAGGAGGCUGCGAGAGCGUACGACAGAGCUGCCAUCAAUUUCAGAGGGCUGAGGGCGAAGCUGAAUUUCCAGGACUCUCGCGACGUUCUGGCGGUUUCCGGAGCCGCGACGCAGGCCGAAGCCAGCGCCAGCAGGAGGAGCCCCCCGAAAUCCAAAGCCGCAGCUGCCAUCGCCAUCGCUGCCAGUCGAGCCGCUACUCCCGAGUCCGUCCUGGUGUCCAGAGCUCAGACUCAAAGCAUUCCCCAACAAAGCCCGCCGCCCGCUCACCCGGAGCGCCUCGGAGUGGAGGAACCCGCUUACUAUCCUUCGCAGAUUUCGUAUCCUGCUCAUUUCCGAUCUUCGACCGUGGGACAGCAGCAGCAGCUUCAGCUAGAGGAGCAGCGCAAGCAGUUGGAACAGCAGCGGAUGCGGAAGAGUCAAGAGCUUCUCCAGGGGAUUUUUUCCCAGUACAUGAGCUCCGCGAGUCAGUCAAUGAGUCUCUUGAGCAGCGGUGCCGGGCCAAGCUCUCACGGGAGCUCCGGUGAUCACUCGAGCGCUCUGAUGAGUUCUGGUGCUCACACCAGCACAAUCAUGACAACCGAGGCGACUCGUGACGACCGAGCCGCAAAUCCUGCCGUCUGGAUGCAGCAGCAGCAGUAUGUGCAGGAGCAGCAACAAAGCAGCAGCUCGGCCAAUGUUUUUCAAAAUAGUCAGCAUGAGUGGAAUCCUGUCAUGCAGCAGCAGCAACAACAACAACAGCAGCAGAGGCAAGUGCCGACGAUGAUGAAUCAAUUGGUCGACCAGCAACAUCAGCAGCUCCUGUUCCAGAGAGAUCAGCAACCCGCGCCUCAGGAAUUGAGCUUCGAGCAGAUUUUCGAGCAAGGCGGACCGAACGAUUGGGGAUUGAUCGACCCGGUUGAUCUGUGUGAGCUCAACAACAGCUCGGUGAAGGAGUUGACGGGCUUCAACGUGUGGAACAUGUACCCACAACAAGAUCGACCGGCGUCGUCCGGCUCAUAGAAGUCAGGAUUCGUGCUUGGAUUAGUACAAUUGCGCUUUGCGUCGUAGAGAUGACGCGAUUCGAGCGACCGAUGUCCAGUUCCAGUUCCUACGCCAAGCGCCCAUGGAUUUUGUUCCGGCAGCUUUCUGAUCUCUUCUGUUUAUAAAACUUCUUCGAUAUUCUACCGCGCGCAUUGGACUGCAGCUGGAGCUACAAUUUUGACUAGCGAUCACAGUAAUAUGGAUUUGACAUUCCAAAGCCAUUGAUCGACCAUUGACCCUAGCCAGCCGGUUGCAUCAGACCGACCGACGUUUCGAUGGGCAGUUUUACGUUCCCUCGGCUGGGAACUGAUUCAUUCAUCUCAGCAGGUCGAGAAACGUAGUGAUAGGGUAUAUUUUCAGUUAGGAAUUUGACGUAGAUCAUAGACGACCAUUGAACUCUAGGCCCUGCGAGUUUUACAUAUUUGUAACAUGAAAUUAAUUUUUUUCAACCCCGCCACAUUUAUUUCUUCCCAUGUACGUUACUGUAAUCUUCGUGCUCGUGCACACAGAGAGUUAAUAAACCUUUUCUC
Molecule: messenger RNA, 2655 nt
Organism: Marchantia polymorpha subsp. ruderalis
Lineage: Eukaryota; Viridiplantae; Streptophyta; Marchantiopsida; Marchantiales; Marchantiaceae
Source: the annotation of a GenBank genome assembly